CACGCGCGCGAGGAGCCAGGGGAUAUGGGGUGACGGUCGCGCCAUGCUUUCCGUGGGGGCAGACGAGAGCUGGCUCCGAUACCGGUAUCAUCUGCGUCGUCUGCUUGAAUAGAUAUCUAAUUAAGCUUGAAGAUUUAAAAUGGAUUCCCAGAGCUACUUUGGUUUAGUUGACUACAUAGUCUUUGCUGCAGUAUUAGCCUCCUCCUCGGCAAUUGGCAUUUACUUCAGAUUUACGGGAGGGAAGCAAAAGACCUUCAAGGAAUAUAUGCUUGCUGACAACAGUAUGCCAAUGCUGCCUGUUGCUUUUUCACUUAUGGCCUCCUUCAUGUCAGCUAUCACAAUACUGGGAGUGUCAAAGGAGAACUAUAUGUUUGGUACACAAUUUAUAGUUAUCAAUAUAUCGUACAUCAUCUCAACUCCUAUUGUGUGCUACUUCUAUCUGCCGGUCUUCUUCAGACUACAGAAUACCAGUGUUUAUGAGUACUUGGAAAGAAGAUUUGGUCUCCUCACUCGAACAACUGCUUCUCUAGCCUUUAGCCUACAAAUGACUCUCUAUAUGGGCAUUGUCCUCUAUGCCCCAGCCUUAGCCCUCUCAGCAGUUACAGGAAUAUCUCUUCAAUGGUCCAUCAUAGCUGUAGGAUUAGUGUGUACUUUCUACUCCACACUGGGUGGAAUGAAGGCUGUGCUGGUAACUGAUGUCUUCCAGUCGUUACUGAUGUUUGCUGCCGUCUUUGCUGUGAUUACUCGGGGUGUAAUAGAUCAUGGUGUUUCAAAUAUUUUUAAGAUUGCGAGAGAAGGCGAAAGACUAGAGUUUUUCAACGUCUCUCCAGAUCCACGUGAGAGGCACACUAUAUGGAGCCUUGGCAUUGGUGGUAUCUUCACAUACUGUUCUUUGUAUGGUGUUAACCAGGCUCAGGUCCAAAGGCUCCUCACCAUUAAAGACCUUCGAAGAGCACAGGGAUCAUUGUGGAUCCAGUGGCCAAUAUUAACUCUCCUCAGCUUGUCCACAUCCUUUGCUGGUCUGGUGCUUUAUGCCCAGUAUUACCUUUGUGACCCUAUGAAGAGUGGACGCAUAUCAAACUCAGACCAAUUGCUGCCUCUCUAUGUAGUUGAGACUAUGGGGAUGAUCCCAGGACUGUCAGGACUCUUUGUCUCAGGAAUUUUCAGCGGAUCAUUGUCAACUGUUUCUUCAGCUUUGAAUUCUUUAGCAGCUGUUACAGUGCAAGACUACAUCCUGCCAUUUGCCCCAAAAAGUCUUGGCAUUGGAGAAAAACAAGCCACAAAGAUCAGUAAAAUUCUGGCCUGUGUUUAUGGUGGUGUGUGUAUGACCAUAGCUUUUUCAGCAAAAUUACUGGGCACAGGUGUCCUCCAGGCUUCCCUGACUAUCUUUGGUGCAGUUGGGGGACCUCUGCUCUCCCUUUUCACUUUGGGGAUGUUGUGUAAAUGUGCAAAUCAGAAGGGUGCAAUGUCAGGUCUGCUUAUUGGUCUCGUGUUUACACUAUGGAUUGGCUUUGGAAGGCCAAAACCCCCACCCCCAAGUCUCCGUGGAGGUUCUGUAGACAACACGACUCUUAUCACAAGUAGAAGCCUUGGUGAAGGGGUUUCUUUGGGGAAUAUCACCAUGACUGAAAUGAUGGUUGAUGUGGCAAAUAUGACACAAGGUGCUGAUAAUGCUGAAGUUGUGGAGAGCACCUCUUUCCUCCAUGAGAUCUAUGCAGUGUCAUACAUGUGGAUAGCAGCUAUAGGCUUCCUGAUAACAUUGCUAGUGGGUGUGAUAGUGAGCAGGCUUACAGGAGGAAAUGAGAUUCUGGACCACGACCUUUUCGCGACUUGGGUACGCCUGCCUCCCCCUUCAGCUGCACUCAAUGAAAAUGUGUGCUCGGACAAGGUUGACCUACCUGAUAAUGCUGAGGUUCCACAAGUGUCUUCUUCAACAAAGCUCACACCUGAAAGCACAAAGUUAUAGUCUCAUAUAUCUUCUUGUUGAUUUUUCCUUAGUUUUGGUUAUGUAUGAGGUAUGGGAUUUGAUAACAUUGGUUUUGUAUUUUGAAUUUGUAUAUUAUGUGAUAGGUUUUAUUUUUUCUAAGAUUUUUAGUUAAAUAUACAUUA
This is a messenger RNA of Penaeus vannamei (Pacific white shrimp), 2109 nucleotides long. The record is from RefSeq and is a predicted model, not a curated record. NCBI's taxonomy places the organism in Eukaryota, Metazoa, Arthropoda, Malacostraca, Decapoda, Penaeidae.